UGCUGCCGUCACCUUGACGCACCUGCCGGUCAGUCGGCAUGACAACGCGCUCUCGAGGACAAACGGAGAACGGCUGACGGGCGCGAGGAUGGCCGCUGAAGAUGCCCAGUAACGGAAACAGCGGCGGGAAGAACAGCGGCGGGAAGCCACAGAAGAGCAGCACCGGGAGCUGCACCGGGACGUGCACCGGGCCCGGGGCCGCGGGCGGCUCGGUCCAUGUCCCGGCCAUGCAGAGAGCCAGGCCGGUAACGGUGACGGUAACCGGGGUGAGCCUGGCUCUCAGCCUGCUGUCCCUGCUGCUGCUGGUCUCCGCCAUCUCCACCGACCACUGGUACGAGACCGACACCCGCCGCCACAAGCUCAACUGCGACGGUUCCGACUCCAACGACCAGAAGAACCGGGAGAUGCCCAUCUACCACCUGCCGCUGGUGGACACCGGGGCCCGGCAGCGGGACGUGGCGCUGAUGAAGCCGGUGCACGUCGGUAGCAGAGAGGAGGAGCUGCUGGAGAACUGGAGGGCCAUCCUCGGGAUGGGCAUCCUGGAGACGGACUGCGGCAGGCCGCUGUUCUCCACUCACUACGGCCUCUGGAGGAAGUGCUACUUCCAGGACCUGGACCCGGACAUCGACAAGCUCAUAGACCGGGGUAUUGCAGACCGCUGCACUGCUGUGAAGUAUCACUUCUCUCAGCCGAUCAGACUGAGGAACAUUCCUCUGAAUCUGACUAGAACCAUCCAGCAGGACGAGUGGCACCUGCUGCACCUGAGGAGGAUCACAGCAGGGUUCCUGGGGAUGGCGGCUGCCGUGCUGCUCUGUGGAAGCAUCGUCGCUUCAGUCGGAUUCUUCUGGGAGGAAAGUUUAACCCAACAUGUUUCAGGACUGCUGUUCCUCAUGGCAGGGAUCUUCUGCACCAUCUCUCUGUGCACCUAUGCAGCCAGUAUGACCUAUGACCUCUCCAGGAACCCCCCCUUCAUCUACGGGCUCCCCGCCGACGUGGACCACGGCUACGGCUGGUCCAUCUGCUGCGCCUGGGUCAGCCUGGGCCUCAGCGUGGCCGCCGGCUGCCUCGGCACCACCUUCCCCUUCCUCAGCCGGGCGGGGGGGCGGGGCUCCAAGACCGCCAGAGAGUCCUCCGUCUGA
This is a messenger RNA of Scomber japonicus (chub mackerel), 1139 nucleotides long. It is a transcript of the gene tmem178a, whose product is annotated as transmembrane protein 178a. Bases 102 to 1139 code for a protein of 345 amino acids. Gene Ontology annotation, biological process: negative regulation of osteoclast differentiation; regulation of cytosolic calcium ion concentration. NCBI's taxonomy places the organism in Eukaryota, Metazoa, Chordata, Actinopteri, Scombriformes, Scombridae. The transcript has 4 exons. The record is from RefSeq and is a predicted model, not a curated record. Gene Ontology annotation, cellular component: endoplasmic reticulum membrane.